UAAAAAAGAAAAGAAAUUGGCAUCGAGUGAUAGAGAAGAAGAAGAAGAAGAAGAAGAAUGCCGUGCCUCAACCUCUCCACCAACGUCAGCCUCGACGGCGUCGAUACAUCCUCCAUUCUCUCGGAAGCUUCCUCCACCGUCGCCAAAAUCAUCGGCAAGCCUGAGAACUAUGUGAUGAUAGUGUUGAAAGGCUCAGUCCCUAUGGCUUUUGGUGGGACAGAAGAUCCUGCAGCAUAUGGUGAAUUGGUCUCUAUUGGUGGUCUUAAUGCUGAUGUUAACAAGAAGCUAAGCGCUGCUGUUUCCGCCAUUCUCGAGACCAAGUUAUCAGUGCCCAAGUCUCGAUUCUUCCUCAAGUUUUAUGACACCAAGGCCCAUCAAAGUCAAGAAUAUGCACAGUGUUUACACGCUUUACACCAGCACUACUAGGUCAUGAAUAGGGAACAAAUACAUCUUUUGUGUAAGUUCAUCAUAAGACAAGACCUAUAACUUUUACUCUUAAACUAGGCAAAAUAAACAAUUAGAUCAGUUGCAGAAACCGUUUCCACAACUCUAAAUACCCACACUAUUGUUUGUUUUGAGUUAUAUACGAGGUUCUACUUGUCUAAAUAGAACGGGUUAGGUAGAUCAUCAUGUGGAGUGUUUAUGCCUAU
Capsella rubella is the source of this 650-nucleotide messenger RNA. Its product is annotated as macrophage migration inhibitory factor homolog. Gene Ontology annotation, molecular function: phenylpyruvate tautomerase activity. The transcript is spliced from 3 exons. The record is from RefSeq and is a predicted model, not a curated record. Bases 58 to 426 code for a protein of 122 amino acids. NCBI's taxonomy places the organism in Eukaryota, Viridiplantae, Streptophyta, Magnoliopsida, Brassicales, Brassicaceae.